AUUUUAAUGCAUACUUUUAAAAUUCUUCAUUGAUUCCUUCAGGUGGCUGACAGGAAAGAUUGUUUGCUUACUUCAUGUCUUUCUUUUUGUCUGUGUGUUUCCUAAGCAAAGGAAGUGACUGAUAAAUGUGCAGAACACAAAUUGCUCUGAAGGGCAUAAGAUUAUGAGAAAAAGAUGUUUCCUUUAAAAGACACUGAGAUGGGUGCCUCCACCUUCUUUGCCUCAGCUCUGCCACAUGAUGUUUGUGGAAGUAAUGGCCUUCCUUUGACACCUAACUCCAUCAAAAUUUUGGGGAGAUUUCAAAUCCUUAAAACAAUCACACAUCCCAGGCUUUGUCAGUAUGUUGACAUUACCAGAGGUAAACAUGAGAGACUGGUUGUGGCGGCUGAACACUGUGAAAAGAGUCUGGAAGAUUUACUACGAGAGAGAAAGCCAGUCAGUUCUUCAAGGAUCUUAUGCAUAGCAUAUGAGGUUUUGCAAGGCUUGCAAUAUAUGAACAAACAUGGAAUGGUCCACCGAGCACUCUCCCCUUGCAAUAUUCUUUUGGAUCGAAAGGGACAUGUGAAGCUGGCUAAAUUUGGACUCUACCAUAUGACUGCUCAAGGUGUUGAUGUUGAUUUUCCUAUAGGGUACCCAUCAUAUCUGGCGCCUGAAGUAAUUGCACAGGGAAUAGUCAAACCAAGUGAUCAUACUCAGUGUGAGAAGCCUCUGCCUUCUGGCCCUAAAUCAGAUCUGUGGUCUCUUGGUAUAAUAUUAUUUGAGCUUUGCAUGGGGAGAAAAUUAUUCCAAAGCUUGGAGAUAGCCGAAAGAUUGAAAUUUAUAAUUAUGUUAGGCUGUGUAGAUGAUAUUGUAACUGUAUUGGCUGAAGAACAUGGUUGCCUUGAUACUAUUAAGAACCUUUCUGAAAAUAUUAUAGCUCUACUGAAGAAAUGCCUUACAUUCCAGCCUUCUAAGAGGCCAACUCCAGAGGAAUUGCUGCAUGACAGUUUGUUCAGUGAAGUAUCCUCAGUAUAUCCUCUUUUCCACAAACCUGCUGGUCUGUUCUCAUCUUCUCCAAGGUGUGCUAAUUUAACGCUUCCUGAAGACAUAAGUCAAUUAUGUAAAGAUGAAGACAGUGAUUACCUAGCAGAAAGAUCAAUUGAAGAGGUUUAUUAUCUCUGGUGUUUGGCUGGAGGAGACUUGGAAAAAGAACUUGUCAACAAGGAAAUCAUUCGAUCAAAACCACCUGUCUGCACACUUCCCAACUUUUUAUUAGAAGAUGGUGAGAGCUUUGGGCAAGGACGAGAUAGAAGUUCCCUUCUAGAUGACACAACAGUGACUUUGUCUCUGUGCCAGCUCCGAAACAGACUGAAAGAUGUUGGUGGUGAAGCAUUUUAUCCAUUGCUUGAAGACGACCAAUCAACUUUACCUCAUUCAAAUAGUACUAAUGAGCUCUCUGCAGCUGCUAGUCUUCCUCUGAUCAUCCGGGAGAGGGACACAGAGUACCAGCUAAAUAGAAUUGUCUUGUUUGACAGGCUGUUGAAGGCCUACCCAUAUAAGAAAAACCAAAUUUGGAAAGAAGCCAGGGUUGACAUCCCUCCUCUUCUGAGAGGCAUAACCUGGGCUGCUCUGUUGGGUGUUGAGGGUGCCAUACAAGCAAAAUAUGAUGCCAUUGAUAAAGACACACCGAUUCCUACAGACCGACAAAUUGAAGUUGAUAUUCCUCGUUGCCACCAGUAUGACGAAUUACUGUCAUCACCAGAGGGUCAUGCAAAGUUUAGACGUGUAUUGAAAGCCUGGGUUGUUUCCCAUCCUGAUUUGGUGUACUGGCAAGGUCUUGACUCUCUUUGUGCACCAUUUCUGUACCUGAAUUUUAACAAUGAAGCUCUGGCUUAUGCCUGCAUGUCUGCUUUUAUCCCCAAGUAUUUGUAUAACUUCUUUCUGAAGGAUAAUUCUCAUGUUAUUCAAGAAUACCUGACGGUGUUUUCCCAGAUGAUUGCAUUCCAUGAUCCAGAGCUGAGUAACCACCUUAAUGAAAUCGGUUUUAUUCCAGAUCUGUAUGCUAUUCCUUGGUUUCUUACAAUGUUCACACAUGUCUUUCCUUUGCACAAAAUCUUUCACUUGUGGGAUACAUUGCUGCUUGGAAAUUCCUCCUUCCCAUUCUGUAUUGGAGUUGCAAUACUUCAACAACUGAGGGAUCGUCUUCUGGCUAAUGGAUUCAAUGAAUGCAUUCUCCUUUUUUCAGACUUGCCAGAGAUUGACAUUGAGCGUUGUGUUCGUGAAUCAAUCAACCUGUUUCGCUGGACCCCAAAGAGUGCAACAUACAGGCAAUAUGCACAGCCUCCACGGCAAGCCAGUGAGAGCAAUGGCACAAAAAGUUCAGUGUCCUGCUUUUCAGCAGACUAUCAGGAAGCACCUCGAAGUGACCUAUCUAGGGAUUCCAUCAAGUUGGAUGACCUGAAGGCAGAGGUGUCACCACGAAUUUCAGCAGAAGAUCUGAUUGAUUUGUGUGAGUUGACAGGACCUAGUCAUUCCAAAACACCUAUAAAGAAAACAAAGUCUAGCAAGCCAAAGCUGCUGGUGGUGGACAUUCGUAACAGUGAAGACUUUAACCGUGGGCACAUUUCUGGCAGCAUCAAUGUUCCAUUUCCAUCAGCAUUUACUGCAGAAGGUGAUCUCAUCCAGUGCCCAGCAACUGCCACUCUCCAGAGCUUUAAAGGAAGAGUUGUGGUGAUUGUAGGAAACGUAGUGAAGAACACAGCUGCUUUUGCAGCUCAUCUAGUGAAAAAUAAAUACCCAAGGGUCUGCAUCCUAGAUGGAGGAAUCAACAAGAUCAAGCCAACUGGUCUCCUCACUGUUCCUUCUCCACAAAUUUAAGUGACUGUAAAUAUUCAGGACAAUCUGUCUGAAUAGGAAGUCUUACCAUAGAACAUGGAUAUGGAUAUUCCAAAUCAAAGGGCAUUAUGGUGUCUUCACAAGCUAUCCUGAUGAUCAAUGUCUUAUCAUGAAGAUCUAGAGCACAGGAGCUUUGCAUUUAUUCUUUAACAUAGAGCUUCAGUUGGAACAGAUAAAAACUGUGAGGUUUCCAAGUUCUCCAAGAAACCUCUUUCAGCAUUGAUAUAGUGCACAACUGGUUGAGCAACAAGAAGAGUAACUCAUUGGGUAUCUUAUAACUAUUUCUGCAGAACAAACUCAACAGGCACUUGAUGGCUCUAAGCUACACUUAAAUAGAUUAUUUUUCAAAAGUAUUGUACUGUGAAUAUUGACAGUUACAAGCUGAAACUGUACCCUGUGUAUAUCCUGUGAAAAAGUGUGUUCUCUAAUAUUUGAAAGAGUAAUUGCUGUAUCUUGUGACCUAAUUUCUUUUUGAGAAAGCGUUUUUUCAUCUGGAUUGGAAAUAAAGAUGUGUCCCAGACUGGAAGUUACCAUAAGAGCUGCUGCUGACUCAAUCCAACCUGUAUCAUAUCCUGAGGAAGUGGAGAAAGCCUACUCCUCUCUGGAGAUUUUAACAUUCUCUUUCCUUAAACAUGUCAAACACAACAAUUUCUGAAACAAUUAUAUUUACCAGCAAGGAAGGAUUUUGACAAUAUUGUGUCUUCUGAUGAUAGAUUGGUUAUAUAAUAGUGAUUUUCCAUUUUAAAAGCUCAUGCCUUAAAAAGAAACAAUGCAAUUUUAAUUUGCAUAUGAGAACAUUCUAAAAUAACCACUCUUGAGUUGGAGUUGCACAGUUGUCUUUGGUUCUAUACUCUUUCAGCUAGUGGUGUCAUUUUUUUUUUAAGUCCUGUUUCUUAAACACGAACUUUAAAACUGACAGAUAGAGACCUCGCAGAUUGAUACAGCAAACCUGUUUCAGAACUAAACUGGAUGCGAGUGAUGUAGAUCAGUGGCUUCCACAAAGGGUAUAAGGUGACUGCGCACUAUAGAUGUGGAAAUUACUUUACAAUAAGAAGCCAAAAGUAUCAAAAGCACCAACAGAAACAGAAAUUGGUAUCUCUCUGUUGCUGAGAAGCUAAAAAUAAAUUUCAUUCAGACAAGUACCACCUUUCAGGAGAUGUGAACAAGUCCCCACCCAAAUUUCUCCCCCUCAAAAUCCUAGGUUAGCUUUGCUAGCAUGUCAGGUCCAUUAUUCUAAAAAUAAUGGGGGGGGGAGGCUAGGAAAAUAAAAGAAUCUGUCUUCAAUAAUGCUACUUGAAAAUAGUACCUUUAAUCCAGGAAAACCAGUUGUGAUAAUGUAAGACUUACAGUAUAGCUUUGAAAUUAAAUGGGAUUUUAGAAGAAUUAAUUUAGAAGACAAGAAACUUCUAGAUUUCUCUUUCUACAUUUUUAAAGUUUAAAAAACACUGGUGUGACUUGAGGCUUAAUAAUCACUGAAGUGUGAGGCUGAAAAUGUAUUUUGUAAAAUGAACAAAAUGACACCAAAGAUCUGUUUGCCUGGUUACAAUUGCAUAUUGGCUUGCAUUGUGAAUUUGACACGAUGCUCUUUAUAAGAGCAUUGUCUGGGCCACAGCAGUUUACACAAUGACAGCUCACUGUUAGGGUAAUGAGGAUUUGCUCUGCAUAUAGUUAUCAAAUGCCUUAGCUGAGGAUUUUAUAUCAUGAAUAGUUUUUAGUCUGGGAAGCAGAAAUUUGCAGCAGCUAUCUUUAUUUCAUUUUUCUUCUGCCACAAAAGAUUUCCAAAACUGAGACAGUUGAGGGGGUGGGGUGGUCACUGAGAAGGCAGUGAACAGUCUUUAUAAAUCCCAGGCAAAAUUAUUACUUUUUUGUGGGUUUUUUAGUGGUGGUGGUAGGUUUUGUUUUUGUUGUUUUAGGAGGUUUGUUUGAACUGAAACCCUAGAAGAUGGGACUUUGUGGAAGGCACUGAAAGAGGAAGGCUUUGUUCUUUCUGUGCAAUGAACAGAUUUUAUCCUGAAUCUUCAGAAGCUGAUCUCAAGCGCUGUGUGAUGUCUCCUGAGAGGUUUAGUCUUGCCCCAGCUGUGGUUUUGAAAACCCUAUUGGAAAAGUAUGAUGGGUGAAAAGAAUAUGGGGGAAGAAAGUCACAUUUUAGCUCCCUUUAUCUCAGCUGUGAUUUAUCUAAAAAAACCCCUGUGGAAUUACAACAUGCUGAGAUAGAUAUAUGUAUGGGCUUUCUUUGGUCUAAGGACAGCAUAACAUAGCAAAGCUUUCAAGAAGUUUUUGACUAAAAAUUCAAGAUGCCUGGCAGAGUGACUGAGAAAGGGAUCAGAAAUGAAGCAUAGGGACAGAUCAUCCGUUUCCUCUGUUAGCAGAGGGUUUCUACAGCAAUCUCUGGUGAGGCCCAAGGUGCUCAGCUGACUUUAAAAAUAACUUGGAACUGAAGAGGAGCAGUGAGGUUAAUAACGGUUUUCCUGAUACUACAAAAUCAUCCACUGUCAUCAAAGUUUUGCCUAGCUGCAUGGAGAAUGAGAAAGACCUUGUGCUACUUGGUGUCAGAGGGAUUCACUAUGAAAGGGGGUCCUGAGGAACAACAG
Athene cunicularia (burrowing owl) is the source of this 5465-nucleotide messenger RNA. It is a transcript of the gene TBCK, whose product is annotated as TBC1 domain containing kinase. Bases 175 to 2856 code for a protein of 893 amino acids. The record is from RefSeq and is a predicted model, not a curated record. NCBI's taxonomy places the organism in Eukaryota, Metazoa, Chordata, Aves, Strigiformes, Strigidae. Gene Ontology annotation, biological process: protein phosphorylation. The transcript is spliced from 26 exons. Gene Ontology annotation, molecular function: ATP binding; protein kinase activity.